GUUCCUUCAAAGUCGCGACAGCACUAUUGUAACAAUGAGGAGCAGAGCGAUCGCAAUGCUGGCCUUGCAACUGGCGGCCUUGCUGGUGGCGGCCGACUCGAGCCGGGAAGAUGGCAACAGUCUGCAGUACGUGGAAGGGAAGCUCACGAAAGCGAUGGACGAGCUCAACAGGAGGGACAGCAUCGGCAUUUUCGGCGAUAUGGUCAGCAUAGAAAAGGUCGCGGAAGACGCCGGGGAACGGUCGUCGGAGGAGAGCGCGGAUCCGCUCGUCAGCAGAAUCGAGGCUUUCCUGAGGACUCGAAGGAUUCAGGUCAAUCUGCCCGACGACAGCUCGACCGCCGGCUUGUUCGGUCGCGCCCUCGGCCGCAGAAGCAUCGGCAUAGAAUUAAGGAGCCUGACGCACGGAACGUCCGAAGCGCGCACCAAACUGAAGAAGAUGAUCCUGCCGCUGCUGGUGCUGCUGAAGUUCAAGACUCUGGUGAUCCUGCCGAUCGUCAUCACCGUGGUCGGUCUGAUCGGCAUCAAGGGCUUGGGCGGUGCCUUCUUGUCGCUCCUGCUGUCCGGUGCAGUAGCCCUGAAGGCCCUUGUCGCACCGCCGCCGCCGCCGAGGGUCACCUACGGUGUCGUAAGGCCGCACGAGAUUCAUCACGACCACUGGCACAGGUCGGAGCAAGAUGGCGUCGAUGCGCCCUACAGAGGCUGGGCGCCCGAGUAUAACGGCGAACAGUACCAGUAUCACGAAAUCCCGUGAAACGCUCUUGCCAAACUUAUUUAUUUAUUUAUUUAUUUAUUCGUCGCAUGUCCGCCCGCGCGCACAUGUACACGCUUUAUGUUGACG
Messenger RNA from Harpegnathos saltator (Jerdon's jumping ant), 838 nucleotides. RefSeq names its product DUF1676 domain-containing protein Osi15 (gene Osi15). NCBI's taxonomy places the organism in Eukaryota, Metazoa, Arthropoda, Insecta, Hymenoptera, Formicidae. The coding region runs from base 35 to 751 and encodes 238 amino acids. The transcript has 2 exons. Gene Ontology annotation, cellular component: membrane. The record is from RefSeq and is a predicted model, not a curated record.